AGCCUCGCGGACACGAGCAUGGCCCGAGCAACGGUCCACGGAAAUAAGAAGAUCUGAUACAUAUACAUUAAUCAGUUUUUAUACUCGACAAUGAGAAUUAUAUCGAGUCAUUGGAUCCCCAUCGUACUUAUUUUACGGUUGACUUGUGACUGUGUUCAUGUGACGGUAGAGGAUGAGAAGAAGUUUGCCAUGCUGUUUUCCUCUGUGGUGCUGCAAUGCCACUACAACACCCACUCUUCCAAACCACCUGUGGUUCAGUGGUGGUAUAAGUCUUACUGUACAGACCAAACCAGAGAGUCAUUCACCUUCUCGGAGACUUUGGGAGUUCGUGGCUCUAAACCGGGGACCAGAAGUCACUUGGACUGCUCCGAUAAAAGUCGUACUGUACAAAUCGUAGCUUCCAAGCAAGGAGACUCCUUAAACCUGGCAAAGCAGUAUAAAGGCAGAGAUAUCUCCAUUAUUAACAAAGCAGACCUGCGUAUUGGAGAGCUACAGUGGGGUGACAGUGGUGUCUAUGUCUGUAAGGUGGCCAGUAGUGAUGAUCUCGAGGGCAGAAAUGAAGGCCAGGUGGAGCUGCUGGUGCUGGGUAAGACAGGUGACCCGAAUGACAUCCUGCCUGAGUUUGAGCUCGAGAUUAUCCCAGAGUGGGUAUUUGUGGCAUCUGUAGCCUUAGGUAGCAUUCUGCUUUUGUUAUUGCUUGGAGUAUGCUGGUGUCAGUGCUGUCCCCACUCCUGCUGCUGUUAUGUACGUUGCUGUUGCUGCCCCGAUACAUGCUGUUGUCCGAAGCACUUAUAUGAAGCAGGUAAAAAAGCUAAAAAUGGACAACCUCCUCAGAUUGCAAUAUAUCCACCAUACUAUGGUAUUCCCAUGGUUCCUCAAGCAGCACCUACUUUGUCUGAGCCCAAGGUGCUUGCAGUGCCCCCCUCUGUGGAGAACAAUACAACUAGAGCUGGCAGUGUAUCAGAGCUAAGCUCCUUGCAUGAUGGCGAUGUGGAUUUUAGGCAGACCUAUAGGCAAGUGCCAAAGAAAGUACUGCCACCAAUCAGUGAUCUCAGCAAUGAUCCACAGAUCCAAACAGUUUCCACGGCUCACAGACUCCGGCCUACGCAAUAUCAAAGAAAUCGUAAUGAAGAACAACCUGAUAGCCGGUGGAACUGCCGCUCCGAGCACCUACCCAGGAAAGCCUUUGACAGCAGAGGACGCUCGGGAUCUUUGGAUGAACUAGAGGAGUUUGCAAUGAACUACAGACAUCGAGAUAGACGAAGGGGUGACUUCUAUGAUCUCCGUGACCCUGAGCAAGAUUUUGACCUGGAACAUUCCUACAGGACACGGGGUUUUCGGGAUGAUGAUGAUGAUGAUGAUGCCAACUGGCGGCGCCAUAGCCCCCCUUUGUCACCACAAAGGAGACAUUACACCAGCAGCGAACAGUAUGCUACUCGAAGAAAGUCAUACAAUGAUGCCUACUUAUCCUCUGUGCUAGAGCGCAAGGCAAGAGGGCAGGGUGAAUGUGGUGGACGGCGUGAUGAUGACAGUGACACGCCAUCAAAGGGCUCCAAAAAGAGCAGCGACUGUAACUAUAGCAGGCCACCAAGCAACCGACCAGAGGAGGAUGAAUCUUUGCCUCCAUACUGUGAGGUAGUUCGCUGUCGAACUGAGGAACCCAUGGAACAAGAGCGCUGUCGUACCACGGAGUCAGCCUUAAGGCCAUUCUCUUACACUCGCCCUAAUCAAAACAUGUCCCACACUCUUCAGGAACUCAGAGAGGACAAGAACAGACCCAGAAAACUGACCACUCAUCUAAGCAGAGACUCCCUUGUUGUCUGAAGUCCUUGAGUGUCCGCGGUGCCGAUCACACUGGACUCACAUCGUACUAUUGGCAUGCAUCUACAGGGACAUGCACAUGACAACAUGACUAAAUAUUUUGUACAUAACAGUAAUGACUGACACUGGAUCUUGGUAUUAGCCAUGAAAAAAACAUGUGUGCAUUAUCAAUGUGUAUGUGUUUACAAAAAUGCAUGUCUUUCACUCAUGCAUGUCUUUUCACAAUGCGUGAAGCUUUCAUGUCACUCAUAUUUUUUGGAUUUAUCAGUCCAUCUAACAAAUGGACAGUGAAUCUUUUCCCAACUGCACAGAAGCUUGUAGACUGAUAAGACCUCAUAAAACUUUUUAAAUACUUUCAAAAGCCUUGAUAUUAAGAUAAGAUAAACCUUUAUUAGUCCCACAAGUGGGAAAUUUGUUAAGUACUGUAUUUGUGUACCUUUUUAUUAUUGUUGUUAUUGCUAUAUAUGUUUGCACUACAGAUUAAGUUCACAUUUUAGUGUUAAAAAUUUCUUCUACAUGGAAAGCAUGAAUUAUUUUUUUUUAUAAACCAUUGAGUAUUUC
Molecule: messenger RNA, 2382 nt
Organism: Clarias gariepinus (North African catfish)
Lineage: Eukaryota; Metazoa; Chordata; Actinopteri; Siluriformes; Clariidae
Gene: ildr2b
Product: immunoglobulin-like domain containing receptor 2
Exons: 9
Coding region: 91-1824 (577 amino acids)
Biological process (GO): pancreas development
Cellular component (GO): membrane
Source: RefSeq, a predicted model, not a curated record